AUGGCCGGUUCUGUUCACGGCGGGGCUGUGCUGAGCGGGGUGGUGCUGGCCGGGGCUGUGCUGGCCAGGGCUGUGCUGAACGGGGUGGUGCAGGGUGGGGCUGUGCUGGGUGGGGCUGUGCUGGGCGGGGCUGUGCUGAGCGGGGGCGGUGCUGGGCGGGGCUGUGCUGUCCUGGGCGGGGCGGUGCUGAGCGGGGCUGUGCUGGGCGGGACUGUGCUGGCCAGGGCGGUGCUGGGCGGGACUGUGCAGGGUGGGGCUGUCCUGGGCGGGGCUGUGCUGGGUGGGGCUGUGCUGGGCGGGGCUGUGCUGGGCGGGGCUGUGCUGGGCGGGGCUGUGCUGGGCGGGGCUGUGCUGGGCGGGGCGGUGCUGAGCGGGGCGGUGCUGGGCGGGGCUGUGCUGGGCGGGGCUGUGCUGGGUGGGGCUGUGCUGGGUGGGGCUGUGCUGGGCGGGGCUGUGCUGGGCGGGGCUGUGCUGAGCGGGGCGGUGCUGAGCGGGGCGGUGCUGGGCGGGGCUGUGCUGGGCGGGGCUGUGCUGGGUGGGGCUGUGCUGGGCGGGGCUGUGCUGAGCGGGGCGGUGCUGAGCGGGGCGGUGCUGGGCGGGGCGGUGCUGGGCGGGGCGGUGCUGGGCGGGGCUGUGCUGGGUGGGGCUGUGCUGGGCGGGGCUGUGCUGGGUGGGGCGGUGCUGGGCGGGGCUGUGCUGGGUGGGGCUGUGCUGGGCGGGGCUGUGCUGAGCGGGGCGGUGCUGAGCGGGGCGGUGCUGGGCGGGGCGGUGCAGGGUGGGGCUGUGCUGGGCGGGAGUGUGUUGUCCUGGGCAUAA
Molecule: messenger RNA, 816 nt
Organism: Procambarus clarkii (red swamp crayfish)
Lineage: Eukaryota; Metazoa; Arthropoda; Malacostraca; Decapoda; Cambaridae
Source: RefSeq, a predicted model, not a curated record